GGUUGCUAGGUGCUGGUGUCUGGUGCUUCUUAUUCGGAUGUCCGCGUGUCUGUUUGUCUGUCUGUCUGUGUUUCAGAGAAGUUGAGAAUUGAGGUCUGGAGAGUUGCCGAUGUUGCUGCUGCUUCAACCUGUGGCUGUGCUGCGGCUGUAGUUGCUACUUCUGCUGCUGCCGCUGGCGACAGCAUCAGUGGCGGCUGGCUGCCUAACUGACUGCUGAGAACGGCAUUCACUACGACGGGUAGUCUUGGUGCGACUGCUGCCGCCGCCGCCGCCGCCGUCGUCGUCGUCGUCGUCGCCGUUGUUGUCGUUGUUGUUGUUGUGGUGGUGGUAGUGGUGGUGGUGGCCGCUUUCUGGCGACGGCUGGUUGUGUUGUUUGGGUCGUAGCGCUACGCCGUUGCAGCCUUUCAUAUUGACUGCUUCUGGUACCGCAGUCGUUGUCGAUACGUCCCGUGGUGGAAGUAGUGGCAGGCUGCGGAGUUAGUCCUCCGUCGUUCCCAGUUGUCUGUCAUGUGCUGUGACGGCCACAGUAACAAGUGCUGUCCCAUUGCCGCCAGCUGCCAGCUAGAAGCAAAUAACUUAUAACAAAAAGCUAUGAUGUUCAGCCCUCUCACUGUUACUGUUAGCUAUGACGAUACUAGUUAAGGGUACAUCGUUCAUCACUGAUACUGAGGGCAUGCAUUAACGUAGCUCGCCUGUGCUCCGGCUGACGGCGUUAAGUAGUUGUCACUACCCCGAGCCUGGUUUCGUCGAAAGUUUUCAAAUCAUCGUCUCGUUUUCGUUCAGUUCAAAUGAGUGCAGAAAAAGGAACACGUUGUCAGUGCACGCCAACUUGAACGGCGACGGAGCAUCACUGACGAGAUCAGAGUAUCGAUGUGAUCGGUGCGUUAUGGCUAGAGUGUGCUAGAGUGUUAAUGUUCAUGUCCUCGGUCCGUAAGUCUGUCCGGCAGGGCGUGGAUUUCGACUCGGUUAUCAAAUCACGCCCUUGACCUUCCCUCUUUUCCACCAAGGAUUAGCGGAUACGGUGUUACGAUACGUUCGGGCAAAAGAUAAUGCACGAAACGAACUAACUAAGAUAGAGAAGUCCAAAGAAGUUCGAUGCUGGUGACGAUCGUGGUCGCUGUGUUCAGUUCUAUUAUUCUGUGCUAGAAAUUACCUCGUAUGGUUGUUGGUAUUGGCCGAUUUUGUGGAUGACGAAGAAGACGACGAAAUAAGUGAUCACAAACACCGUUGAGCCAGCGAGUGACCGAACGGAGCAAGGCUGUCUGCCAGCAACAGCUAUGGCCUCGCCCGAGUUCGAUAAACGGCUGGAGGAACGGAGCAGUCUGCGGAACCUCAUCUCACAAUGGAAUGCCAACCGUCUCGAUCUGUUUGCGCUUUCGGAGCCAAACGAGGACCUCGAAUUCCAUGGCGUGAUGCGUUUCUACUUUCAAGAUUCGGACCAGCGAGUGGUUACGAAAUGUUUACGCGUAGCAAGUUCAGCCUGGGUGCGCGACGUCGUACCGACACUCAUCGAGAAAUUCCGACCAGAUAUCGGAAUGCUCAGCGCGCCAGACUAUUCACGCUAUGCUCUUUACGAGAUCCAUGAAAAUGGUGAAGAGCGAAAACUCGCCGAUGAAGAGCGACCUCUCAUCGUGCAGCUCCGAUGGCACGAACAUGACCGCGAAGGCCGGUUUCUUUUUCGGCGGAUGGAUGCCAAAAGUCACCUACCUCGUCUUAAUGAGGAGAAUUCAUUACGAUUUCAAAAAAAGCGUAUGUCAAAGCGCGAGAAGAAAAAACUGGCCAAGAAACAGGCCGAGUCCGCUGCCCAGCUCAGGACCGAAGGUGGUGAGGAGAAGAUUGCCCACAAACUGUACUCAGAAAUGCCUGAAACCAGCUUCACGAGGAGCAUCUCCAAUCCAGAGGCUGUUAUGCGUCGUCGUCGUCAGCAAAAACUCGAACGGAAACUUCAACAAUUUCGAGAGGAAAGUGCCGCAUUGGCCUCAAGGCCAGGCACGGCAGGCACUGCUCCUGGUGCAGGCGGGGGACCAGGCGCUGGAGGAACUCUUCGUAUUUUUGGUGAAAGCCUGAACCGCGAUGUGCCGUAUAAGACUCUGUUACUAUCGAUCAAAGACUCAGCGGCUCAUGUCGUUCGAGAGAUGCUUGACAAGUACGCACUGGAGUGCGACGAGGCUGCUGCAUCGAAAUACUGCCUCGUUCAGGUGUUUGUGGCUCAGUCUCCGAAUGGCGGUCCGAAUGAUGGUUCCCUACCUGCAGACUCAUCGUUAGUCAAGGAAUAUAUUCUCGACGACGACGACUGCCCCUUGGCGAUUAUGCGUCAGCACAAUCGAAAUAAGGGUACGCUCUCUUUUCAUAUUCGACGUCGCCCGCACGACUAUCAGCCGCGCAAACGAAAGAAGAAACCGAAACCGGCCCAGCUGCCUGAAGGGGUCACGCUCGACAGGUUACCUUACCUGCAGGAAAUUCGGCCUUCACCAGACGGUUCUUGGCUGGAGGAGGGCGCUAUUCACAGACUUCUACCAGACGUAACGGAAAUUGGUGGUGUGGGAGGCGUUAUGCCACCUCAUCCGCAGAGUCUAGUGGUGCCUGGGUUGUUGCCCCGCCACUGUGUUAUUGCACACACCCAUGGAGGAAUUGUCACGAUUACACCAAGUGGUGACCUUAAUGCCGAGACCUAUCUUAACGGACAACGUAUCCGAGACACGACCAUUCUACAGCACGGAGCUAUUCUGAAGCUGGGAUCUCAACAGCCACAGCCGGGUUCUGGGGAUCCGGGUGUCCGCGGCGGUCUUCAGGGACACACGUUCCGCUUUGCCGACCCCGCUGCGGCAGCUUAUCCUCUCGCAAUGCAGAAUCCCCAGCCGCAAACUCACAGGGUGGACCCAAUGGGACCCCGUCCUGCUUCGGUAAGCGGCGAGUAUGACUCAAAGAAUGAGCGUCAUGCAUCGACCAACAGCGACGGGAGUAUGGUCGCUUCAGGAGGUCAUCAUGGAUCUGCAGUGCCCCCUGGAAGGGAUCCGAUUUUACCUGCGGUGCUCGAGUUUUGGGAAGAUCAUGAGAACGUGUUUUUGGACAGCGUCAUCACUCGGCUAGAUCCUGCACAAGUCCAAUUUAAACUGUCGCCUACAUACGCUCUAUAUAUGGCUGCCCGGUACCGGGCAUCCACGCAUUUCCGACCGGAAUGCUCGCCUAAUGAACGUGCCGUCCUUCUGACCGGCGUCGUCGAUCAAGUGGCGCGGCUGAUCCAGCGUGCCGUUGAGGAACGGUGUACAAUGCCGCCACCGAAUUCCGCGCCCAUGGCGCAACAUCGCGUCCAUUGUUUAUCUUUCUGGCUAGCUAACGCCUCGGAAUUGCUCCACUUCCUCAAAAACGAUCGCCAUUUGUCUGCGUACACGCUGGAUGCUCAAGAUAUGUUAGGCGAAAGCGUGCAGAUGUGCUUCGGCGGUCUUGCUAGCUGCCUGCAGGCUGAUCUUGAUGCCGCAUUACCGCCGUUUAUCCGAAAUCCGACCGAUGUAAACGAUGUGGACGGUGCCAUCGCCGAUGUUGUCAACGUGCUUGCUGGUAGCAUGACAUUAUUGAGACGUUGUCGCGUCAACGCUGCCUUGACCAUUCAGCUGUUCUCACAACUAUUUCAUUUUCUUAAUAUGUGGCUUUUCAAUGCCACCAUUAAGUCUGCGAUGAAAGGCUCGACGCAACACAACAUGUGUCACAGCCUCUGGGGUUCAUGCCUGAAACGCCGCCUCUCUAAGGUAGUUAAAUGGGCCGAGAAACAAGGCUUAGAAUUGGCCGCUGAUUGCCAUCUCAGUUUAAUUAUCCAAGCAGCCCAUCUGUUGCAGACGCACAAAUCUCAAGAGAACGCUGUCGAUUUGGUUCAGACAUGUUUCAAAUUGAACUCACUUCAGCUGCGGGCCAUGCUUGAGAAAUACCGCGUCGAUACGGAAAGCGGAGAGCCCCCACUGUCGCCAGCGUUUAUCGAACAAGUGUGCACAAUGGCAGAAUCUAGGGAAGCAGCGAGCCCUGAACAAGAUGUCCGUUUACAGGAAGAUCCCAAUUUACAACUACCUUUCCUGCUUCCAGAGGAUGGCUACACCUGCGAAGUGAUCCAAGGAGUUCCGCAGGGUCUCACAGAGUUUCUUGCCCCGCUCACCAAUGCGGGUCUCUGCAGACUUACGCUACAACCUACGUCUAUCGGCCUUUGGACUAUUUAUAUGGCGGACCAGGACAUACACAUAAGAAAUAAUUCGUUCGCUCGAGAAGCACAAAAUAAUAAUGAGGAAUCGAUUUACAAUCAGCCGCCACCUCAUCCGCAGCCCAUUCAGCAACAACAGCAGCAGGCGGGGCCUCAAGCCAGGACCAUAAGGGAGCCUCCACAAGGCCAGCCUGUACGACCAAUGCAACAACCUGAGAUUUGUACUCUAUAUCUGAAAAAACUUAACAAAUCGAUGGGCUUGUCAAUUAUUGCAGCAAGGGGUUAUGGCCAGGAGCAGCUUGGCAUCUAUGUGAAAAGUAUCGUUCCGGGGGGAGCGGCAGACCAGGACGGUCGUCUACAAGCUGGCGACCAUCUCUUGAAGGUUGACGGCAACUCGCUUAGCGGUAUUAGCCAAGAUAUGGCCGCCCAACUGAUGAUGCGAACCGGCGACGUCGUCCGUCUUGAUGUAGCAAAACAGGGAGCCAUUCUCCAUGGACUGGCAAAUCUACUUCAACAGUCGCCGAUGACACAGAGUGAUCCAAAUAAUAGUCGCGAAAGCAUUCGCCGCCUGAGCGACCGAGAUGCCCCGUCAAGAGUUGACUAUCCAAACAGCGCUCACACGUUGCCGAAUAUGUCGAUACAUCAGCAACAGCACGCACAAAUAGGACAGCGGAUACACGAAAGUAAAUCAGUGCCGCAGCUGAAUUACGCACAAGGUGGCCAGCCGUUAAGUGCACACGCCUAUUCGUCCCAACAGCAGCAGGCCUAUCCCCAGCCGCUUGGCCAUGAUGGGGCGCGUGCCGCGAGCGUAUCUUCUUUGUCGAACCACUACGAACAGCAUCCUAUACCCAAUCAAUCGGUAGGGCAACAACAGUUAAUAGGAGCUAAUUCACCAUCUAUGGGACCACCGCUCGGGCCCGUACGGUCGGGUAUGGUCAACGCUCCGCCGGUUGUUGGCCCGAAACCGCCUCCCGGUGUUCAUCAGCAACCUCGACGAAGCGGCGAUUACGAUCUUGGCGAAUCCGUUUACCAGAAUAUCUCGAUAUAUCAGCACAAGACACAGCAUCAAAACACGCACGGGCCGCAACAACAGUUUAUGAGUCACCAGCGUCAUGGGCCACAACAGUCACAGCAACAGCAACAGCCCAUGGGUCAAUAUGGUCCUCAGGGUCAGUACGGGCCGUCGAAGGGUCCACAGAUAUACCCGCACGGAAUGCAAAUACCUGGUAAGCCUGCACAGCCUGCUGCUACCAUGCACCCGAGCGCCAUCUAUGGUCAAUAUCAACCACAGCCUCACGCAGGUCAGCAAAACGCGCCCCUCAAGCCCCAGCACGGCAACUACGCUGAUCAGAUGGGCCAAAACCCACCAUAUGAGAAUCAUUUAAUGCCGAUUCCGCCAUCGCAGUACACACCUGCACAGGUAGCACAAAUGCCAACUCCACAACAUUCUCAACAACGCACACCGAACGGCCUAGUGCCCCCACAUUAUCAGAACCAUAUCCCACCGAAUCCUCGAGUACACUCACCGUCACGACAGAGCACGAAAGCAUCGCAAUGGCAGGAGACUUCGAUUAUGGAUACGGUGCGGCAAACUAGCCAGGACAGUUCGCUGCGGCAUGCCACCAGCGAGAGUUCCGUACGCCAUUCCUCAACCAGCCAAAGCCCAAAUCAAAUGCGUGCGGAGGCCAAGGUGGACGAGAUCCGAGAGGAAGUCAACAGGCGACAAUUUCGAGAGAAGCAACAAUUAGAGCGACCGGAAACGCUUGUCAGUAGCAGCAGUAGCUCGAGUCGAUCGGGUCACGAACAACAGCAGACUUCGACACGCAAAGUUGAGAUCAGGGAUCGCUUUGAAAGCAUCGCGCAGGUAAUGCCCUUGGCCCCUAAUGGCAUCCUAGGUAAGACCGCACGUGAGGAGAAGGAACGCCGCGAACGUGAGCGCCUUGAGGAGAUCCUUCGAGGCAUCGACAUGGAGAUUGACGAGCUGGAAGCCCUGCCCUCAAGAGACGAGAAACAAGAAGACCGGCUGCGGUGCCUUCGACUCGAAAGGGAGUUCCGUCGACGAGCUGAUGAAGGCGAUGAAGAUGAUGACGAAGAGGACACAAGGCGGAACGACGUCGAACGAAUCGUCCAAAUCCAGGAAAACAUCGACAAAGCAAGACAACAGCAUCUGCAACAACAAACACACCAGCAGCAACAACAAGUUGAAAGGGAGAAGCAGCAGCAGCAGCGUGAGCGGGAACGUGCAAAAGAAAUCAAGGAACGGGAAACGCAACAGAAGCAGCUUGAGGAUGCGACAGUACGACUGGACAGUGUUGCGUUGGCGGACCCCGAGGACGAACCACCACCUUUACCCAAGUCACCACCGCCGCCCCUUGACGGGUCAACUCCAUUAAACGACAACAGUCAUGACGUGAACGCGACCACGAUAGCGACAACCGAAUCAGGCGUGACAAACAACCAUGGAUCCGCCCCACUUCAGUCGGUGCUCAAAAAUUCGAAUGGAGUAUCAAGCAGUCCAAGCAAGGGCAACCUAAAACAGCCAACUAUAAACAAUAACGAUAGCAGUGGUAGUAAUAACAAUAGCAACAAUAAUAACAACGAGGGAGAAGCACCGGUGAAGCCUCCGGCAAAGAAGAAGGUCUCCUUCCACGAGACGCACACAGAAGUCUCCUACGAUAACUAUGAGGAUGACUAUUACGACGAGGACGAAGAUGACGAACAGAUGAUUGAAAGCGAAGAUUAUCAUCGUCAGAUGGCUAUGCAAAUGGAACACAUGGAACAUAUGCAACAUUUACAACAACAGCAGCAGCAGCAGCAGCAGCAACAACAACAACAGAUUGCUUUACAAAGCGAGCCACAACAACAACAACAACAUCCUGCGAGCGGUGGACAAACACUGCAGACCGACGGUUUGAAUGGUAAAGUAGCUGGAAGUGAGAACGAGAGAGCAGAGAAGUACACACUCGAAGAUAUAGAUGAAGUGCUCAAUCAACCUCAACUUACCUUCAGCCCACAGGCGCCUGGGGUCAUUGGAAGCCAGGAAGUGUACAGGGAUCCCCGGCAGCGGAUCAUCAAUGCAAAGCAGAGUCAGAAGGAAAGCAAUCCCCAAGGCCCCGAAAAAUUGACCUUCCAAGAGAAGAUGAAGAUGUUCGCUAAAGAUACUGGCGAGCGAACCCCGAAAGCUAAAACAUCGGUAUCAAAAGCACAACGUGAGAUCGACCAUCUUGCCACUCCCACAUCUCAAUGAAGAGAACUUUCGCAAAAGAGACCAUUACACUGACUAUAAUCAUCACCAUCAUUAUAAUAAAACACACUGACGAAGAAAGCACCAUUCCAUUGUUCACAUUCAUAUCGAGUGUAUUAUCCAUUGACAAUCAACAUCGAUAUAGUGGAAAUCAAUUGGGGUGAGGCCUUCGAGCUAUUUUGUAAAAAUAUGAUCGCUGUCGUAAUCGGCCUAAAGCUGUGGCGGUGAACCCUUUGGUCAGAUAUUAAAUAUUUAAUCAAACCUCACCAUCGAUUGUAAAGUACCGCUAGUUGAAACAAUUAAGCGAAAAAACAAGUCACAACAGCAUCCGACCGGCAUUUUCAAUAACCGGGAAAGUAACGUCUUUUAUAUCUACGAAGCAUCUAUAAGGAAGGGUAAAUACGCGGGGACGCAGAGUUUGUGACACAAAAAGAGCCUUUGACGAACGUUGCUUAUUAUUGAAAAGGCUUUAGAGUCCUUUACUUGUCAAGCCAACCUUGAGAGAAAAUUCUAUAAACAGACGCGCUGGUGUAGUAUGUUAUCUGCCUUAUCUGCACGAACUCACGUAUGACCUUUGUAUCGUUGACAAUUGUUCAUCCGUCAUGGCACAUCUCAUCUAUGGUCGUUGUUACUAUUACAUCUGAUCAUGGCUCAAGCGUUGUACAUAACGUGCCUGCCUGCCUGUAAGGCGAAGCGUAAGUGCCUGGGCAUGUCACCCCAAGGCGGCUCUGAAGCAAUCGACAUUUAGGGCUAUUGCUGCUUGUCAGAGAUCGAAGGGGGAGCCCCUAACGGUUAAUAAAUCGAACGCGCUGUUAUACGAGACAGAAGUUACAAAUGUAACAGGAUUGACGAGGUCUGACACCUGUCUGAACGUUUGGCCUAUGUCGACAUAGAAUAACAUAUAGCAUUUGAUAUCUUCCUAAAGAUGUUGGGAAGAUUUCACAAUGUUUUGCGUAAGCAGAAAAAAGUGGGGAAAAGUUCGUUUGUUCUAAGGAAAGUAGCACAAUAAUAUGAAACAGUUAAAUAAUGCGGGAGAUACGCGGAUUUUAUGAUUAUAAUCUAAAUAGGUAAACUUUGAAUAUUUCGCUUACUCUCGACAGUCGCUGACGAGCACAAACAAAUGAGAAACCGAAAGGAGAGAAAGAUACUAAUAGUUACCCAGUAUAAAAUCCCUCUUUCUCUAUAUAUAUUCAGAUAGACGUACAGUAUAACUAUAAUUAUUGCUCUAAGGUCAAUAAUAACGACACGAGGGAGUAAUAAUAAUAUUUUUAGAUAUAUAGUAUAGUAAAAAAAAA
Messenger RNA from Varroa destructor (honeybee mite), 8725 nucleotides. It is a transcript of the gene cno, whose product is annotated as adherens junction formation factor afadin. The record is from RefSeq and is a predicted model, not a curated record. Lineage: Eukaryota; Metazoa; Arthropoda; Arachnida; Mesostigmata; Varroidae. Gene Ontology annotation, molecular function: cell adhesion molecule binding. Gene Ontology annotation, cellular component: adherens junction. Gene Ontology annotation, biological process: signal transduction; regulation of protein localization.